Messenger RNA from Dermacentor silvarum, 722 nucleotides. RefSeq lists its product as uncharacterized. The record is from RefSeq and is a predicted model, not a curated record. Bases 200 to 655 code for a protein of 151 amino acids. The transcript has 4 exons. Lineage: Eukaryota; Metazoa; Arthropoda; Arachnida; Ixodida; Ixodidae.
GUUCAACGUGGUGCACCUACCACGGCUGCUCUGUCGUGCUCCGAGUUGACGGCGACAGCGUGUCGAAAGGGCCCGCUAUUUGGCGAGGUAUACCGCAAGCAGAGCAGGAACCAAUCUACCAGGUGGACUGCACCAUCGAGUGGCCUGGCGUCACCUGGUUUGCCCGUCGGCAAAAUACCUGCAGGUGCCGUGUGAGGUGAUGCAGAGGAGUCCGCCGUUUCCCUGUGCCUAUGCAUUCAAGGCGGCCCUGCACAUCACCUUUGAUGUCCUCGACCAGAUGGUCCGCAUGUCCAAGUCGGAAGUCAACAAGCUGGUGCGGGAGUUCUCGACAGGUUCCGAGAACGAGCCAAUGGUGGUGGAGCGGGCGCUCGGCCACGUUGUGUCCAGCAUCGAUGCAGGCAACGUCGUGGUGCUUUCACGUGCCUUCUAUUCCGCCUAUAGCCUGUUGCACUAUAAACCGGCACAGCUGGCCCGUGGCGUCUGCCUCGUACGGAGCAUCUUUGUUACACCAGGCCGGCUUAUCUUUCGCCCUGCGCAGUGCACCGAGAUGCGCAGUCCACGUGAACAGUACCAGGAACUACCCAAGCGGACUGGCAUCACAAGCACUGUCAUUGUCACCAAGUGUUCCUUCCUGCACUCGGGCAACUCGCGAUAGUUCACCGCCAUCGACGUGCUCGAGCUGCACCACGUCAUUGACUGCAUUGUGUAUCCGGCACCCGGAC